Molecule: messenger RNA, 204 nt
Organism: Meloidogyne enterolobii
Lineage: Eukaryota; Metazoa; Nematoda; Chromadorea; Rhabditida; Meloidogynidae
Source: the annotation of a GenBank genome assembly
AUGAGAAUUUCUGUAAUUCACCCAUAUUUUCAGUAUCCAUUUCCUUUUCUGCUCGAUUCUGUAAUAAGGUGGAAACGUGCAAUUAAUUCUAACAAUCAUUUCGAAGCAAAAUUAGAAUUACAACAAAUUAGUCUUGCCAUUUCUUGGAUACAAUAUGGAAUUGAAUGUGCUCAAGAUUUAUUAAGAAUAGAAUUAGAUAAUUAA